Molecule: messenger RNA, 1167 nt
Organism: Eubalaena glacialis (North Atlantic right whale)
Lineage: Eukaryota; Metazoa; Chordata; Mammalia; Artiodactyla; Balaenidae
Gene: ANGPTL5
Product: angiopoietin like 5
Exons: 8
Coding region: 1-1167 (388 amino acids)
Source: RefSeq, a predicted model, not a curated record
AUGAUUUAUCUUUUCCAAGCUUCACUCUUGUUAUUAAAUCUAUGUAUUUUUACUUGUGGAGAAGUUAUACAAGGUAACUGUGUGCAUCAUUCUACGGAUUCUCCAGUAGUUAACAUUGUAGAAGAUGAAUCUAAUGCAAAAGGUGAAAGUAAAAGUAAUGCUACUGUUUAUAAAGAAGAUUGUGAGGAAUCAUGUGAUGUUAAAACUAAGAUUACACGAGAAGAAAAACAUUUCAUGUGUAGAAAUUUGCAAAAUUCUAUUGUUUCUUAUACACGAAGUACCAAAAAACUACUAAGAAAUAUGAUGGAUGAGCAGCAAGAUUCCUUGGAUUAUUUAUCUAAUCAGGUUAAUGAGCUCAUGAAUCGAGUUCUCCUUUUGACUACAGAAGUUUUUAGAAAACAGCUGGAUACUUUUCCUCACAGACCAGUUCAGUCACAUGGUUUAGAUUGUACUGAUAUUAAAGAUACCAUUGGUUCUGUCACUAAAACACCAAGUGGUUUGUAUAUAAUCCACCCAGAAGGAUCUAGUUACCCAUUUGAGGUAAUGUGUGACAUGGAUUACAGAGGAGGUGGUUGGACUGUGAUACAGAAAAGGAUUGAUGGGAUAAUUGACUUCCAAAGGUUAUGGUGUGAUUAUCUGGAUGGAUUUGGUGACCUUUUAGGUGAAUUUUGGCUAGGGCUGAAAAAGAUUUUUUACAUAGUGAAUCAGAAGAAUACCAGUUUUAUGCUGUAUGUGGCACUGGAAUCUGAAGAUGACACAUUCGCUUAUGCAUCAUAUGAUAAUUUUUGGCUAGAGGAUGAAACAAGAUUUUUUAAAAUGCACUUAGGACGAUAUUCGGGAAAUGCUGGUGAUGCAUUCCGGGGUUUCAGAAAAGAAGAUAAUCAAAAUGCAAUGCCUUUUAGCACAUCAGAUGUUGAUAAUGAUGGAUGUCGCCCUGCAUGCUUCAUCAAUGGUCAGUCUGUGAAGAGCUGCAGCCACCUCAGUAACAAUACCGGCUGGUGGUUCAACCAGUGUGGUCUCGCAAAUCUGAAUGGCAUUCAUUACUUCCCUGGAAAAUUGCUUGCAACUGGAAUUCGAUGGGGCACAUGGACCAAAAACAACUCACCUGUCAAGAUUAAAUCUGUUUCAAUGAAAAUUAGAAGAAUUUACAAUCCAUAUUUUAAGUAA